Molecule: messenger RNA, 645 nt
Organism: Hordeum vulgare subsp. vulgare (domesticated barley)
Lineage: Eukaryota; Viridiplantae; Streptophyta; Magnoliopsida; Poales; Poaceae
Exons: 1
Coding region: 85-420 (111 amino acids)
Source: RefSeq, a predicted model, not a curated record
CUUCAUGAAAACAUCCCACAUCAGUCAUAAACAGUGAGUGAGUGCAUCCACCUUCCAUCAGCUAUAUCAAACAUCCAUUUGGUCAUGGCAGCAACAAUGCUCCCGAGGCUCGUUGCCGUGGCAGCGCUGGUCGCGCUGAUGUGCGCCGUCGCUGUGGCCCAGGUACCCGCCGCCGGUGGUGCGCCGGCGUGCGACAUUGUUGAUCAGAACGUCGUGAAUGCGUGCUACAAGAGCUUCGGAGUAGGUAUGCAAAAUGCCAUGGCCGACAGGAUUAUUUCGGGUAACGUCAGUAAGGCUCCAGUUGACUGCUGUGUUGUCUUUGGAGGCCACUCGUGCCUCUGCAAGAUGAAGAAGGCGUGGAAGGCUCAAGGCAAAAAGGCCCAGGAUAAUGUGCAAUGCGUCAGGGAGAAGGCCUGCUAGUGAGCGCGUGCUGCAGGUUUUUUCGUGCAUGCGAGACCUCUAGUUCGUUGGAUAUGUUGGUUUCAAUCAGUCGUUGUCCACCUACUCCUUGUUUUCUUUUAUUUGCUUCUGUGUGUGUCAUGUGAGUCUGUUCAAUUUUUCUAGGUAUGAAAGUGUUGAUCAGUCAGUCGAGUCUUUUUAGUUUGUACCAAUCAGAAAUAAAUUUGGGUGGAUUUUUUUGUUUCA